This is a messenger RNA of Papilio polytes (common Mormon), 543 nucleotides long. RefSeq lists its product as uncharacterized. Lineage: Eukaryota; Metazoa; Arthropoda; Insecta; Lepidoptera; Papilionidae. The record is from RefSeq and is a predicted model, not a curated record. The coding region runs from base 1 to 543 and encodes 180 amino acids. The transcript has 5 exons.
AUGUUAUCAACGUUUGGUAAAGGGAAUAUCCACGAUAUACAGAAAAGAGGUCUUAUAUUUCCACCUACCAGUUUAUACGGGACUUUCGUAGCUAUAGCAGUACCUAUCGACAUUCCGGACAAGAACGUGUUCGUGUCUUACAACUUCGAGUCUAACUACAGCGUGGUUACAAACAUCACUGAGAUAGAUGAAGUACUCUUCCCUAAUCUACCAAUCAUCAGUUCCCGGCAAACCAGAAGUAUAACGAGGGAAUUGGCAUACACAGUUCUCGAGGCUAGAUUUAAACAACACGGCAUGAACGGCAAGGAAUGUUUGCUUCGGAACAUCUGUGAAGCGGCGGAGACCCCACUGCACCACAACGGCCUGCUCGGACACAUCAUGCAUAUCCUAUUCACGCCAUCAUCUUCGCGGGAGGAAGGUAUCGACGACGCAUACUACGAAGCAGAAUUAAACGGACAGAACGGAAACUGUGACAAAUACCUCGAUGAAUGCCCUUUCAGUUUAUUCGAUAUUGUGACACGAUUAGUUGAAACCAGACACUAG